Messenger RNA from Trichoderma asperellum CBS 433.97, 2793 nucleotides. RefSeq lists its product as uncharacterized. The record is from RefSeq and is a predicted model, not a curated record. Gene Ontology annotation, molecular function: protein binding. Lineage: Eukaryota; Fungi; Ascomycota; Sordariomycetes; Hypocreales; Hypocreaceae.
UGUGGCUUGUUGCUCCCACACGCUAGACAUCGUCUCACCACCCUCGGAGCCUGGCCUCGUGCCCAUAGCGUCAUGCCGAAUGCGUCCUCGUGCUCUUGAAGCCAGCAGGCUGCAGUGGCUAUGGACAGCAAUAGCAUCAGUAUGAGCUGAACUGCCCAUGAACAAUGGCCUGGGAGGCCUUCUUCUUCUUCUUCUUCUGCCUUGCUCUUUGAUUUUAUAUAUGUCAUGACAACUCUAGACGCGCAACCCCCUCCACCGGCACAUUGUUCGCUACUCUACCUCGUAUCCCGCCGUGAAAUGCCAUUGCCGAAACAAUGCCCUUCCGAUCGAGCUCCGUCAAGGCCAUGGGCUCCAGCCUCUUCUCCCGAAACCGUCGCGAUGAUGCACAGAAAGAUUUAACAAAGCAGCCGGGCGACUCAAGGCGUCGCCGGUCGUCUCUUUCGGCGGCUGAUCGGCGGACGUCGGUGUCGAACGACUUCAGGCCGCACACCGAGAUUCAGAGGCCGACGAUGCCGCCUCCACCAGCUUCCUCUGGGAGAGUGCGAAGCCCGCCACGAAGAGACUCUGUAUCCCGCAGGUCUGUGUCACCCCGCUCUCGCCAGAAGAUGGCUGGCGGAGAUGGUUACUACAAUCGCCAGUCGCGAUCGCCUCCGAGGCGCCGAUAUUCCUCCUCGGAAAUUCCUCGACCGCAUGAAAUGACGCCCCAAUCGCCAGUACCUUCACGAUCUCGAAUAGGCGACAGCCACGAAAGGCGUGAUCGACCUGGGCAUGGGAGUGCAGCAGCCGCUGAAGCUCCUCCAGCCUCGCCGCAACUGGCACCGCAUAAACCCGGAUGGAGCACUACAUCGAGAGAGGCUAGGCAGGAAGCCCGGCGAUAUCCGCCUUCAGCUUCAUCUAAUAAUAGGCCACAGCCUGCUAUACGGGGCACUUCUCCCUAUCAGAGGCCUGCUGCAGGCACCGAAAGGGCAGGCACUGAAAGACAUCGCUCGGCCUCCGUAGAUGGGUAUGACAGGAAAACACAACAGGCGCCUGUUCAACUGCCAACUUCGCCCUCACGCCGUCCGAAGCAUGAGCGUAGAGGCUCAGAUAGCUUCUUCAGCAAAUUCCCCAAAACAUUUGCAACCUAUGCAGGAAUUCGUGCACUCUCCGAGCACGCUGACAAGGCCAAAGAAUGGGUUGAGUGGCUCAACAACGUAAAUGACGCCCCAGAUGAGAUCCGCGCGCUCUCUGCGAGGAUCACCACCGCGCGUGAUACUAUCCAGCAAAUGAAGGACUGCUUGAAAGCAAGGCCCGACCUUAUUGAGGAUGAAACUGGACAGGCUAUAAAGUCUCAAAUUGAGGACACUAUUGACAGCACAAGCGAGACAUUAAAGAAGAUGACGAAACUGCUGGCGAGUUUUUCGGGGGCUGCUAGAGAGGAUAACAACAACACGGCUCUUGGCCGCCUGGAAGGCUUCUGGCAUUCAUACAACUACAAAAACGAAGGCGAAGAGCAGAUUAAGUCUGCAGACGCUGAGUUGCAGCAGCAGCUAUUGCAACUGGGCACUCUGAUGUCUAAUAUCUAUGCUCGUGCUCUAAUGAAACCCCCACCAUCAUCAGGAUUCAAUACACCAAAUACACCGACACCACCUCUAUCUACUUCUAAAGUAAAUACAGCACCAGAAACCUCAAGACCGAUGCCGCGGCCAGCAGCGUCAAUACCUAAUCGACCGCCUCCAUCACCACAAUUGUCUCCUAAAUCUCAAGGGCAAUUUGAGUCUAUAGGGAAUUAUCCAAAAGUCGCCACAAACCCACCUACUCCCCCUCACUCAGAACCAUCAGUCGAGCAGCCUCCGUCUCACGACCCGUCUCACGAUUCCAACAAUGAAAAUGCAGCAAAACUUGAUCCGCAGAACACGGUUCCGAACCCCGGAGACAUCUUGCUGGAUGCUGCGUGGGAAGGCGAUGUCAAAACCGUAGCCAACUGUAUUCGUCAAGCACCGCCUACUUCAUGUGAUAUGCACGGUCUAACACCACUACAUCUUGCGGUCGAGCGUGAUCAUAUGGCUGUCGCCAUGUUUCUUCUUGACCAUGGUGCCGAUGUACACGCUCGUGCUGACGGUGGCUGCAUGCCCCUUCACCUAGCUGCGCGCUACGCAUCUGCCGCCACGGUAGAGAUGCUAAUCGAUCGUGGCAAGGCCGACCCUAACGCUCAGACGACAGAUGGGAGAACUGCGCUGCAUUAUGCUGCUAGGUCAGCCGAAGAUGGAGAUACGGAACGACGAGAAGUGCUUCGCGCAUUGCGGGAUUUGGGCGCUAACCCCAUACUUCGGAACCGAAGAGGAGAAUUGCCCAGAGAUGUAGCUCAGAAGAGAGAUUACUGGGAUGCAGCUGCAACUCUGAGACGAGCUGAACAGAAAUGGGAGCAACAACAUCAGCAACAGCAGCAGCAAUAUCAGCAACAGCAAUAUCAGCAGCAGCAAUAUCAGCAACAGCAAUAUCAGCAGCAACAGCGACGGGAUCAACAACCAGAACAGUUACAACAGCGACAACCAAAGAACCAAUUGAAAGAAGCCAACGUAAGGGAGAGAAAUGCGAAAAAAGAAGGCAGCUGGCUGCAAAGAUACAGACUAAGGAAAUAACGAAUUACGAAGACUUGAUGAAACCUUCACGAAGAUUUAUGCAUGUGUUUAUUAGCGAUAGAGGACGCAUAUACGUGGCUUAGGUAUUUACACAUGCAUACGAUUCUCUACAUUAUAUAGUUCACUUAUAAUUAGUGCUACCUACUGUAACAUAAAUUAGAUUAUUAUUCGG